Molecule: messenger RNA, 834 nt
Organism: Lottia gigantea (owl limpet)
Lineage: Eukaryota; Metazoa; Mollusca; Gastropoda; Lottiidae
Exons: 7
Coding region: 1-834 (277 amino acids)
Molecular function (GO): scavenger receptor activity
Source: RefSeq, a predicted model, not a curated record
AUGACAACAGGAUCACAAGAAUGUCAUCAUAUAACAGAACAAUGUUAUAAUGGUUGUCAACCAGGUUACAGAGGAGAAGACUGUACAUUGAAUUGCCAGAAUGGUACCUAUGGAGAUGGAUGUAGUAAACUAUGUAACAAGAGACAUUGUAAAGGAUCACAACACUGUUAUCAUAUAACAGGACAAUGUACUGAUGGUUGUCAACCAGGUUAUAGAGGAUAUGAUUGUAUAUUGAAAUGCCAGAAUGGUACCUACGGAGAUAUAUGUAGUGAACUAUGUAACAAGAGACAUUGUAGAGGAUCACAAGACUGUCAUCAUAUAUCAGGACAAUGUUAUAAUGGUUGUACAACAGGUUAUACAGGAGAAGAUUGUAGAUGGCAUUGCCUGAAUGGUACCUAUGGAGAUAGAUGUAGUAAACUAUGUAACAAGAGACAUUGUACAGGAUCACAAGAAUGUCAUCAUAUAACAGGACAAUGUACUGAUGGUUGUAAACCAGGUUAUAGAGGAGAAGAUUGUACAGUAGAAUGUCCUGAUGGUUUCUAUGGUGCUGGUUGUCAGAAGAAUUGUAAUAAUAGAAAAUGUCUGAAGAAUUCAACGUGUGAUCAUGUGACAGGAGAAUGUAUUGGUGGAUGUUCUGUGGGUUAUAGUCCAACAAUUCUAGAUUGUACUCAAGGCUGCAGUAAGAAAUGUUCAGAUAGAAAAUGUAAUGAUAAUUUAAACUGUAACAGUAAAACAGGAGAAUGUAUUGAUGGAUGUCAACCAGGUUUUCAGUCAAUUGAUUGUUCCUAUGGUAAUAAUAUCGUUUUAGUUCUGCAACCUAUCAAAAAUAUAUAG